This is a messenger RNA of Coccomyxa subellipsoidea C-169, 1303 nucleotides long. RefSeq lists its product as hypothetical. The transcript is spliced from 8 exons. NCBI's taxonomy places the organism in Eukaryota, Viridiplantae, Chlorophyta, Trebouxiophyceae, Coccomyxaceae. Bases 113 to 856 code for a protein of 247 amino acids. The record is from RefSeq and is a predicted model, not a curated record.
CUUCAGUCAUUCUCAUACAGCUUUCCUGCACAGCAAGGGCGUCUUGAAUUGUCCAGGUCCCCUUGCUUAAUUUGAAUUACACAGAAGGACUGCAGAUUUACGUGCAGCUGUGAUGGCGUGCUACAGGAUGCUCGCCGUGUUGGCAGUCCUCUCUCUGGCUAUCUCAGCCCACUGCCAGGAUGCACAAACCCCUGUCACAGUUGUUUCCACCCAAACACAAGUGGUCAACAGGCUUGUACCUGUCACCGCCCGCGUUGUGAACACCGGCGUUGGAGCCAUCGGCAAGACCCCUGCUGCACCCGCGGGCCGCAAGCUGCUGCAAACCAUUCCCACCUUCGGCCCGACCCCUGCAGUGCUGUCCCCCGGCUUCAGCAAGACCAUCCUGCCCAUCAUCAGGAAGACCAACACCUUGGCCUUCCUCGGCCAGGCAAAGCAGGAGUUUGGCACUGACAAGGUCGGCUACACCUUCAUCUUCGGCGAGGAGGCACAGCCCUUCCUCAAGAGCCUGGCCGUCUCCGGCUCAGACUUCACAUUUGUGGGCACCUCCGCCAUCCUGCCCGCUGACCAGAAUGCUGUGACCGUCCCCAACUCCCAGUUCAGCGCCACUGGCUUUGUCAGCGCUGAUGGCUCCGCCACCACCGCCCUCGUGACCACCCAGACACCCUCGGGUGUCAUCCCCAACGUUGCCCUGCGCUUCGACUACACCCAGACCGUUGGCACCCCCGCCAUCUCCAUCUACUACACCGACCGCAGGGCGCCAUUCGUGAACGGCGGCUUCAACGCAACCGGCAACCUGGCCCAGUCAUUUGGAGUCUACAUCGCCCCCGACGGCACCGUGUACCCCGGACAGGGUUGAUAACCCGCUGUGCCAACGCGCCUGAUCUGGCAGCACCUGCACCAUGGCUUCCAUGGCAGUGCUCCGAUUGUGGGGCGUGCCAGAAACAUCGGGGUGGCAGAGGGGCGCAUGCACCCAUGGCUGCCAGCAAGAUAUUAGGAGUAUUUGAUUCGUCCCGUACCUCCAGUGACUGGGGCUCAGCUGUGGUCUCAUUCUUUUUGUGAUGCACCUGCCUGGCUAUUGACUGGAAGAGGCCCUCUCUGGAAGGUGACAGUGGCUCUGAGCAGCAGGCAGUGCAAGCAGCAGUUGGUUUUGUGAACCCUUAGACAUCGCGGUUUUGUAGAUAGUGUGUCCUGUUUAAUGAGGGAUUGUCCUCGUAGAAGUGUGUGGUAGAUCAUGAUCGGGCCAUUUUGCAACAUCAUGGCAAUGUGCAGUCUGACACGACGUUGUAAUUGCCAUUGAUGCACC